Molecule: messenger RNA, 1458 nt
Organism: Vicia villosa (hairy vetch)
Lineage: Eukaryota; Viridiplantae; Streptophyta; Magnoliopsida; Fabales; Fabaceae
Exons: 2
Coding region: 1-1458 (485 amino acids)
Source: RefSeq, a predicted model, not a curated record
AUGAAUGAGAUGAGUUUUCCAAUAAAGUUUGUGAAAUGGAUUAUGGUAGCUGUUAGAACAGUGUCCUAUAGAUAUCUUAUCAAUGGGCAGGCUAGUAAGAUUUUGAAGGCUAAGAGGGGAUUGAGACAAGGAGAUCCUAUCUCACCCCUUUUAUUUGUGUUGAUCAUGGAGUAUAAGCAUAGGAGUAUGGCAGAGCUGAAAGUGACUCUUGGAUAUAAAUUCCACCCAAGAUGCUCUAAAUUGAACAUUACUAAUGUGUGUUUUGCUGAUGAUUUAAUGCUUUUUGCCAUGGGAGAUGCAUGCUCAGUUCAGAAAAUGAUGAAUAACUUCACAAAAUUUUCAGAAGCAACUGGCCUUAGGGCAAAUCUUGAUAAAUGUAAAGUCUUUUUUGGUGGAACUACUUUGCAGGAGCAGGUGGAUAUCCUUAGGAUCAGUGGCUUUUCUGAGGGCAAGCUUCCUUUUAAAUACUUGAGGGUUCCAAUUUCUAGCAGGAAACUGUCUAUUAAUCAGUGCCAACCAUUAAUAGACAAAAUGCUUGCAAAGAUACAACAUUGGUCAGUGAAAUUACUAAGCUAUGCUGGAAGACAGCAAUUAGUUAACAGUGUUUUGAUGUCCAUCUCAGGGAAAGCUUAUGUGGCUUGGGAGAAUCUAUGUGAGCCUAAGAAUGCAGGAGGGCUCAAUAUUCGAGAUCUGGAAACCUGGAACAAGGUGAUGAUGCUUAAGUUGCUGUGGAACAUUCACAUGAAAGCAAAUAAAUUGUGGAUUCGUUGGCUUGACACAUACUUUAUGAAAGGGGUCCCUAUUCUCCAAUGGCCGGUGAGCAAAACAGGGUCUUGGAUAUUUAACUGUAAAUUAAAGUGUAGGAAUCUCAUCCAUAAUGGUGAUGCGUGGCAGAAGGCAGUUCUUCAUGGAAGAUUCAAGGCUGCUAGUAUAUACAAAGAGCUGAGAGGUGACAACAUGGAUUUGCCAUGGAAACGAGUCUUCUUCCAAAACCAUGCCUCCCCUCGUGCAAGAUUUACUCAUUGGCUGACCCUAAUGGGAAGACUCCCCACUAAGGAUAGGCUAAGGAGGUUUGGCUUUAUCCAAGAUUGUAAAUGCUGCUUUUGUGAUCAAGAUGAAACUCUAUCCCAUCUGGUUUUUGGUUGCAGUUUUUCUAACAGAAUUUGGGAUAGUUUAAUGGGCUGGAUUGGUUACAAUAGGACUAUAUUGCACUGGGAACAUGAGAAGGGGUGGAUAAUUCAGGAAACUCAUAAGAAGGGGUGGAAGAGAGAGGUCCUCAAAAUUGCUUUGGCUGAAACCAUUUACCAAAUCUGGGCUGCUAGGAAUGCUGCUAUUUUUACCCUUAGUCCACCUAGAAGUGAUAUUAUUCCUCAUAUACAAGAGAGAGUGAUUAAUAGAAGCCUUACUCAUAGAAAGCUAAAAUCUCAUGUAGAUGUGAGUAACACGAGAUUUAGAUGA